UGUCUCGCGAGAAGUACAGCAAAGUAGGGGAGUAGGGGGGGCUUAGGAGAGCUCCCGGGCUGCUCCAGCUGCUCAUCGCACACCCGAGGUGGACCUCUCCCUCCGGAGGGGCGAACAUGGCGAGAGACAAGCUCAAGCCCCCCAUUAUUCUCUUGGCCCUUUCCUUACACCUCGUGAAGCCCUGCGCUGCUGCGGAAGACCAGAAGCCGUCCAUCAUCCCCACAGAUAAAUUAUUAGUCAUAACUGUAGCAACCAAAGAAACCGAUGGAUAUCAUCGAUUUAUGCAAGCAGCCAAGUACUUCAAUUAUACUGUGAAGGUCCUUGGUAAAGGGGAAGAAUGGAGAGGUGGAGACAAGGCAAACAGUAUUGGUGGAGGUCAGAAAGUGAGAUUACUAAAAGAAGCCAUGGGAAGUUAUGCUGACCAAGAAGAUUUGGUUGUAUUCUUUACUCAAUGCUAUGAUGUCAUCUUUGCUGGAGGCCCUGAAGAGCUAUUGAAGAAGUUCCAAAAGCUCAACCACAAAGUGGUAUUUUCAGCAGAUGGAAUAUUAUGGCCAGAUAAAAGGCUAGCAGACAAGUAUCCCAUGGUCCACAUUGGAAAACGCUUCCUAAACUCAGGAGGAUUUGUUGGCUAUGCACCCUACAUAAACCGCAUUGUACAGCAAUGGGACCUUCAAGAUAAUGAUGAUGACCAACUUUUUUACACUAAAAUUUAUAUUGACCCACUAAAAAGGGAAGCUCUUAAUAUUACAUUGGAUCACAAGUGCAGAAUUUUUCAGACGCUCAAUGGAGCUAUCGAUGAAGUUCUUUGACAUUUGAAAUGGAAAAGCUAGAGCAAAAAUACUUUUUGAACAUUACCAGUGGUAAUUAACGGAAAUGGCCCCAACUAAAUUCAACUAAACUAUUUUGGAAAUUAUAUCCCUAAUGCUUGGACACAGGAAAAUGGAUGUAUUCUUUGUGAUUUGGAUGUCAUUGACCUCUCAACUUUAGAAGACUAUCCAAGGGUGACAGUUGGUAUUUUCAUUGAGCAGCCAACUCCUUUCCUACCUCGAUUUCUAGACCUGUUGUUGACACUGGAUUACCCCAAAGAAGCUCAAUUCUUCAUUCAUAACAGUGAGGUCUAUCAUGAAAAAGCCAUCAGAUUUUGGGAAAAAGCUAAAGAUGUGAUCAAGAAUAUAAAAAAUUGUUGGUCCAGAGGAAAAUCUAAGUCAGCAGAAGCCAGAAAUAUGGGGAUGGAUCUCUGUCGUCAAGAUGACAAGUGUGAUUAUUACCUUAGCCUUGAUGCAGAUGUUGUUCUGACCAAUCCAAAGACUUUGAAGAUAUUGAUAGAGCAAAACAGGAAAAUCAUUGCCCCUCUUGUAACUCGGCAUGGAAAGCUGUGGUCCAACUUCUGGGGAGCACUAAGUCCUGAUGGAUAUUAUGCUCGAUCAGAAGAUUAUGUAGACAUUGUGCAAGGCGGCAGAGUAGGGGUAUGGAAUAUCCCAUACAUGGCUAAUGUGUACUUGAUUAAAGGGCAGACUCUCCGAUCCGAGAUGAAUGAAAGGAACUAUUUUGUCCGUGAUAAAUUGGACCCUGAUAUGGCCCUUUGCCGAAAUGCAAGGGAAAUGACUAUACAAAGGGAAAAAGACUCCCCUACUCCGGAAACAUUCCAAAUGCUCAGCCCCCCAAAGGGUGUGUUCAUGUACAUUUCUAACAGACAUGAGUUUGGAAGGCUAUUAUCCACUGCUAAUUACAAUACUUCCCAUUAUAAUAAUGACCUGUGGCAGAUUUUUGAAAAUCCUGUGGACUGGAAGGAAAAAUAUAUAAACCCUAACUAUUCCAAGAUCUUCACGGAAAAUUUAGUGGAGCAGCCUUGCCCAGAUGUCUUUUGGUUCCCCAUAUUUUCUGAAAAAGCCUGUGAUGAAUUGGUUGAAGAAAUGGAACACUAUGGACAGUGGUCUGGGGGAAAACACCAUGAUAGCCGUAUAUCUGGUGGUUAUGAAAAUGUCCCAACUGAUGAUAUCCACAUGAAGCAAGUUGGAUUGGAAAAUGAAUGGCUUCAUUUUAUCAGAGAAUUUAUUGCACCAGUUACACUGAAAGUCUUUGCUGGCUACUAUACAAAGGGAUUUGCAUUGCUGAAUUUUGUUGUUAAAUAUUCUCCUGACCGACAGCGUUCCCUCAGACCCCAUCAUGACUCAUCUACUUUUACAAUCAAUAUUGCUCUCAACAGCGUGGGAGAAGACUUUCAGGGAGGUGGCUGCAAAUUUCUAAGGUACAAUUGCUCUAUUGAAUCACCCAGAAAAGGCUGGAGCUUCAUGCAUCCUGGAAGACUUACUCAUUUACACGAAGGACUUCCUGUUACAAAUGGAACAAGAUACAUUGCAGUGUCAUUUAUUGAUCCAUAAAUUAUUUUCCUCCCAUCAAA
Trichosurus vulpecula (common brushtail) is the source of this 2401-nucleotide messenger RNA. It is a transcript of the gene PLOD2, whose product is annotated as procollagen-lysine,2-oxoglutarate 5-dioxygenase 2. The record is from RefSeq and is a predicted model, not a curated record. Gene Ontology annotation, biological process: peptidyl-lysine hydroxylation. NCBI's taxonomy places the organism in Eukaryota, Metazoa, Chordata, Mammalia, Diprotodontia, Phalangeridae. Gene Ontology annotation, molecular function: procollagen-lysine 5-dioxygenase activity; iron ion binding; L-ascorbic acid binding. Gene Ontology annotation, cellular component: endoplasmic reticulum.